Messenger RNA from Kalmanozyma brasiliensis GHG001, 1761 nucleotides. RefSeq names its product Glycosyl hydrolase, family 13, catalytic domain protein. The coding region runs from base 1 to 1761 and encodes 586 amino acids. The record is from RefSeq and is a predicted model, not a curated record. NCBI's taxonomy places the organism in Eukaryota, Fungi, Basidiomycota, Ustilaginomycetes, Ustilaginales. The transcript has a single exon. Gene Ontology annotation, molecular function: alpha-amylase activity. Gene Ontology annotation, biological process: oligosaccharide catabolic process.
AUGUCGGCGAAAGACGCGCGCACUUUCUGGUUCCGCGAUGCUGUUGUCUAUCAGAUCUGGCCUGCAUCGUACAAAGACAGCAACAACGAUGGGAUCGGGGACAUCCAGGGAAUCAUCUCGACGCUCGACUAUGUCAAGAGCCUCGGCGUGAACACGAUCUGGCUGUCGCCCAUGUAUGACUCGCCUCAGGUCGAUAUGGGCUACGAUAUCUCGGACUAUCAAAACGUGUAUCCGCCAUACGGCACGCUUCAGGAUAUGGAAGAGCUGAUUCGCGAAUGUCUCGCGCGUGGCAUCAAGCUGAUCCUAGACCUCGUCAUCAAUCAUACUUCCGACCAGCACGCUUGGUUUCAGGAAUCGAAGAAGAACAAGGACAAUCCGAAAAGGGACUGGUACAUCUGGCGUCCUGCCAAGUACGAUGCAGAGACGGGCGAACGCAUCCCACCGAACAACUGGAGGGGUGCACUGAACCAGUCUGCUUGGACGUGGGACGAGGCAACACAAGAGUACUACCUGCACUUGUUCACGCCGCAGCAACCGGAUCUGAACUGGACCAACGACGAGUGCAGACGCACUCUGUACACCGACACGAUCGAAUUCUGGCUCAAGAAGGGAAUCAAUGGGUUCCGCGUUGACACGGUCAACCUGUACAGCAAGCCGAUGGACUUCCCUGAUGCUCCCAUCACGGAUCCGGAUGCCAAGUGGCAGAUCGGCGACAGUGUCUUCUGCAACGGACCAAGAAUGCACGAGUAUCUGCAAGAGAUGGGUGCCAUCUUUGCCAAAUACGACGCAAUGACGGUCGGCGAGCUUCCUGCAACGCCAAACGUCGAGGAUGUGAUCCGCUAUAUCUCAGCAGAACGCAGCGAGCUGAGCGAGAUCUUCCAGUUUGACAUCUCGAUCCUGGGACGAAGCGCGGCCGACUUCUAUGCAACACACCCUUACACGCUGAAAGAGCUGAAAGAGGUGGUCGAGAGGUGGCAACGCUUUGUCGAGGGAACGGAUGCUUGGCCGACGGUGUUCCUGGAGAAUCACGAUCUGCCGAGAGCGAUCAGCAAGUACGCUUCGGACAAGCCCGAGCACAUCGCAGCAAGCGGCAAGAUGCUUGCGCUCAUGGAGACCGGGCUGACAGGAACGCUGUACCUGUAUCAAGGACAGGAGAUCGGCAUGACAAAUGUGCCGACGACGUGGAGUCACGAGGAGUACAAGGAUGUGAUUGCCAUCAACUACUAUCGGGAUGCAGCGACACGCUCAAGCAACGAUCCGACCGUUCUGAAGAAGACGCUUGAAGACAUCAACAGGCAGGGGAGAGACAAUGCCCGCACGCCGAUGCAGUGGACCGCGGCUUCCAAUGGUGGAUUCAGCACGGAUGCGAGCACGGUGCCAUGGAUGAGAGCCAACGACAAUUAUACGAGCAUCAACGUGGCUGCCCAGGAGGACGAUGAGGAAUCGGUGCUAGCAUUCUACCGCAAGGCACUAGCGGUGAGAAAGCAGUAUGCCUCGUUGCUGGGCAGGGGCGAGUUCAGGCUGUUGGAAAGGGACGAUCAACAAGUGUUCAAAUAUGUCAAGAUUGCAGAAGGCGGGAAGGACGGUGAUGCUGGAGCGAGGGCUUUCGCUGUGCUCAACUUUUCCGACAUGCCUCAAGAGUAUCAAGUGCCAGAAGAAGCGGGGGGCAGCAAAGCCAGGGUGCUUCUCGGCUCGCUAGAGGACGGGCAGCCAGGCAAGCUGCGAGCGUGGGAAGGGAGGAUGUACGUCUACGAGCCUUAG